Molecule: messenger RNA, 990 nt
Organism: Talaromyces amestolkiae
Lineage: Eukaryota; Fungi; Ascomycota; Eurotiomycetes; Eurotiales; Trichocomaceae
Exons: 4
Coding region: 1-990 (329 amino acids)
Molecular function (GO): oxidoreductase activity
Source: RefSeq, a predicted model, not a curated record
AUGCCACCCUAUACUCACACUGGCCCAGUGGGAUGCGACCAGGAAUUUGAUGCUAGCGUUCUGCGGGGGAAAGUCGCAAUUGUGACCGGAGGUGCCAAUGGCUUAGGCGAAGCUUACGUCCGAGCUCUCAUAGCGGCUGGGKAUGGAAUCAUAGCCUGUGAUGUCAGCGCGUUACAUUUGCGAAGGCUGACUCAAAAUAUCAGGGUGAAGGUAUGCAUCGGAGAUCUCGACACCAAAAAGGGACAGAAGUUGGAAUUGGAGCUACCAGGCACAAAAUUCAUCCAAUGUAACACCGCCGUCUGGGAUGACCAGGUCCAGCUCUUCAAAGAGGCAGUCUCACUGUCACCAACCGGCAGGAUUUCUUAUGUGGUCGCAAAUGCUGGUAUCCAUCGAGUAGAUGAAGUCUUCCAGCAGUCAAAUACAGACAAUGAAGCUGAACAGCCAGAUUUGAGCAUCAUCGAUAAUAACAUAAAGGGUCCUCUAUAUACAGCCAAGUUGGCGGCUCACUAUUUCCUCCGCCAAAACGGGCAGACACCUACACCUGAACAGCAGGAUACGUGCUUGAUCCUGAUCGGCUCAGGAGCAGCAUUUUUGGACGUUCCGCGGUCUCCCCAGUACUCUGCAAGCAAAUGGGCGAUGCGUGGCAUCAUGCAUUCGUUGCGCAGGACUACCUACUACUACGGAAGCCGAGUGAACCUGAUUUCUCCAUGGUAUGUACGAACGAAUAUCUUGCCCGAAGAAAAGUUCAAACAUGUCGCCAACACUGGGAUACAAUUUGCAACGGCAGAGGAUGCAGGACAGUGUCUACUCCGAAUUCUCAGUGACCCCAGUGUUAAUGGCCACUCCUUCUUUGUCACGUGUAGAAAAUGGGCUUCACGAGGGUACAUUGAUCUAGACUUGGAGGACUACCCAGGAAACGACCUGCUAGCCGAAAUUCAGGAUGACCAGAUCCGACCUGCGCCAGUUUCGGCAGGGUUGUUUGUUGAAUAG